Molecule: messenger RNA, 2844 nt
Organism: Python bivittatus (Burmese python)
Lineage: Eukaryota; Metazoa; Chordata; Lepidosauria; Squamata; Pythonidae
Source: RefSeq, a predicted model, not a curated record
AUGGAUGCUGAUAUGUUCUUUGACCUUGAAAAAUUUAAGAAAUACUGUGCUUUUCUUCCCAACAUGAUCUCCAGGAGAACUGGUCAAAUUGUGCUAGUCAGUAAUAUCCAGGGAAAAUUGGGUGUUCCCUUUCGUGCAGCCUAUGCUGCUUCAAAGCAUGCUGCUCUGGGUUUCUUUGAUUGCCUGAGGGCAGAACUGCAGGAAUUUGGUGUUUGUGUCAGUACUGUGACUCCAAGUUUUAUACGUUCUGAUCCUAUUCAACUACAGCCUAAGAACUGGGAAGCCUCCACAUGGAAAUACUUCUUCAGAAAGCCAGCUUAUGGUGUCCGCCCAAUGGAGGUAGCAGAAGAAAUUCUACGGACAGUGAGCAGAAAGAAGCAGGAGGUGUUUAUGGCGAACCCCAUUGCAAAGGCAGCCGUCUAUACUCGCACUUUCCUCCCAGAAUUAUUUUUUGCUGUGGUUGCUGCUGGAGUGAAAGAAAAACAGAAAAUCAAACUUGAAAACUGAUUGCAUCAAGCUCAUCUUCCUUGGUAGAAGGGUUGUGCCAGUUCUCUCUUGCAGAGCUAGAGAUAGGCACCAUGGAAGAAUAUUGUACAAAUCCAAGUGAAACAAAAAUAUGUUGUAUUUGAGGAUCUGGAGGCAGUGGAAUAGGGUACGGUCUUUUCAUCUAUCAUUAAAGUUGCACUGUGGGCUAUGGGAGAGAUCAAAGGACAUUUUCCAGGGUGCCAAGUGAGUCAUCAGAAAUGGGCCCACGGACUCCCUGGAAACUGCCAUUUCAAGAGAGUUAAUAGAAAGUAUGAGUUGUCUGGGUGUUGGGUGAAGUUCUCAGAGCAGCUGUGGAGGUCAAGAGAAUUGUAAACUGAUAUUGAAAAAAUGGGGAAUCUCAGGAAUCAGGGAGAAUAUGAGUGCUGGAUGUAUGGAAAAGAAAUUGAGAGUAUAGGAAGAGUGUGUGGUUCUGGUUUCAUACCAGAGUGCUUGGAUCUUAGAAGGUAAAUUGGUUUGACAUAUAGGAAGUUCUCAAAGGAAACAGAAGAAGGUUUCCUAGCCUUUGCUUUUUUGUGUGAUUAAGUGAACCUUUCAAAUCUGUAGUAGUGCUUGGUUUUUAUAGCUUUUAGUUACAAAGAAUUAAGCAAACGCCUAGGGUGGAGAUGAAACAUUCAAUGUUUCAAAAUGUUGCAAGGGUUCCAUUCCACAUUGGUACAUAUGUCCAGUUUUGGGCAACUGAAUAACCUUUAAAAGACAAACGUUUGCAAGAUGGUGGUGGGGAGCAUAUGAUGAAAUGUGUAUCAUGAUGUUAUGAUGCACAUCCUCAUGGCUUACCUGCUAGUGUGAGACAUCAGGACACAAAUAUGUAAGGAUGAAGUAUAUAUCAUAAUGUCACCAUGUGUGCUGUCAUUUUUACACAACCCUGGCUUGCUGCUGACAACUGACCAGCACUGGCAGAUGCAUGCCUUUGAUAAAUAUUGGCACUGAUCCUCUCACACUGCCUCCUUUUCCCCAUGCAAUGCUACAGCUUCACAGAAGUCUCAGAAUUUAAAGGACAUCACAGCUCUAAACACAGAAGUAAUUGUUUUCCUUAACAUUUUAAGCUUCGCUGUGCCAUUAUAGUGAUAGUACAGAGGCGGCAGCAGGGCUCAAAUUACUGAAGGAAAGUACUCCACCUUAAAUUUGGAAUUAGAGACGGGGAUCACAAAUUUUAAGUGUUCUCUAACUUUUCCCACCAUAAUAGACUGUGAGUGGAUUACUCUGAUAAGACUAGCUAUAGUAGGAUUCAGUACUUAGCUAAACCUCCAUUAUCUAUAUUCCCUGGUUAUGGCUACCAGGUGAUACGAACUUUUAUCAAUCAGAUGGUCAAGCUAUACAGUUACUUGGGCUUUAAAUUCUAGAGCGAUAUUUGUUGUGAUGCACCUCCAGUCAGGCCACCACAUCUGGACUGCAAAAAAUCAAGAUGAGCUCUAGAAAGUCACAAAGUGUUAGUGUUCGCUGUACGUCUUUGUUGCCAUCUAGUGGUUAUUUGAAUUUUUGGAGCCCAAACUAGGGUACUCCUGCAGUGUACAGUGUAAUGUGUUCUGGGGGUCGUUCAACAUGCAUUUGUCCUUAAAGCAGCUCUUCUCUACCUAAGUGUUUCUCAGUCUGCUGUUUCCCCUCCCCCCACACACAUACACACAGGUCAAACUACAACUCUUGUCAUUCCCAGUCAGUGUGAUAAGUGAUAGUAUUAGCCAGGAGUGAUAAGUGUGAUCGUGCAGGGUCUAAAGUUAGGAGAAGGCUGAGGCUGAGAAGUGAAGGCAGACAAGCGGAGUUGAGAGUUUUAUAGAGAGAGGCUACGUUUUCUGGCACUAAACUGGAGAAAAUUAGCACUAGCUUGGUUCAACUGUUUUAUGUAGCAACUGUAUGGGAGGUUCAUCUGGAGGGCACCAGGUUGGGAAAGGUGAUCUGCCCAUCACAGAAGGAAGAGUGUUUAUAUUCUUACUAUAUGAAUAUGGUUUGUAGAAAGACUGUGCACACCUCUAUGAGUGUGGAGAUGUCCAUUAUUAGUGAAAAAGAAUGUGAAGUAAAUAGGAGAGAGUGUACUCUUUGUGAAAGUGUUGUUAAUGUGCCUUAUGAGAGGAGGUGGGGACUGAACUGAAAGAUGGCUGCUGUUAGGUCUUUAUUUGUUGCAACAUUUUGUAACGUUGGUUCCCCAAUAUUGCGCACUAGGGAGAUGUGUUCUUGUUCCAGGUAUAGGGGAGGGGAACAAGCUCUAAAAUCUUCCUGGACUCCACUGCCUGUCUCUUUAUUUCUCUCCCAAUCACCACCUGACAUUUUGUUAUUCUCAUCAAUAAAAGCAAUUUAUACUUCUGA